CAAGAUGGCGUCAUUCUUGUUUGUUGAUGUUUGCGAACUCUUGCGAAUUGCUGAGAAUAUUCUGGACAAUUGUUACUUUGCCAAUAAACGAAUCGUGAGGGGAGUUCAGUUUUUUGGUGAUUGUUAGAGACGAAUUAUAGCAACUCAAGAUGAAAGCUGCACCUCAUCAACGACUAGUGAUGGUUGGAGAUCGUGAUGGGCUCAAAGAGCUCUUGCGUAGACGAUUGGUGGAAUGUGGAUGGAGAGAUCAAGUGAAGAUCAUCUGCAAGGACUUGAUCAAAGAGAAUGGGCACGACAUAACUUAUGACCUUCUGCUAGCCACAGUCACCUCCACAGCACGAAGUCUAGUCCCUGAUUCAGUGAAGAAAGAACUGCUGCAGAAGAUCAAAAAUCAGCUGCUGGCCCAGGAGGAGAAGCUUAAGAUGUAAUUUACUCGAUCAUGUGUUACUUAUUUAACCUAUUAUGUACUACCAUUUAUUCCUCGAAUGAACACUAUUCUUCGUCUCGUUCAAUUGUGCUGUAUAAAGACGAUGUGUAAGACGAUGACUGACUGAUAAAUAAUUAUGCUUUUUUACGUACACAA
Molecule: messenger RNA, 583 nt
Organism: Diachasmimorpha longicaudata
Lineage: Eukaryota; Metazoa; Arthropoda; Insecta; Hymenoptera; Braconidae
Gene: e(y)2
Product: transcription and mRNA export factor ENY2
Exons: 2
Coding region: 150-428 (92 amino acids)
Biological process (GO): regulation of transcription by RNA polymerase II; poly(A)+ mRNA export from nucleus; positive regulation of DNA-templated transcription
Cellular component (GO): DUBm complex; SAGA complex; nuclear pore
Molecular function (GO): transcription coactivator activity; chromatin binding
Source: RefSeq, a predicted model, not a curated record